Molecule: messenger RNA, 1242 nt
Organism: Ixodes scapularis (black-legged tick)
Lineage: Eukaryota; Metazoa; Arthropoda; Arachnida; Ixodida; Ixodidae
Product: tigger transposable element-derived protein 6-like
Exons: 2
Coding region: 1-1242 (413 amino acids)
Cellular component (GO): nucleus
Molecular function (GO): DNA binding
Source: RefSeq, a predicted model, not a curated record
AUGGCUCUUUUGUUCCUAGCGUUUUGCCGAGGAGGCUCGUUGUUCUUUGUGUCCUUCCUGUUCCCGCAAGAGAUGGCGACCAAGGUGCGUUCAUCGUUACCGUUCUCUACCAAGGUGGAAAUAAUCCGGCGCGUUGAACGCGGCGAGAAGAAGUCAGAAGUCGCCGCAUCCUUCAAGAUCGCCAGAAGCACGCUGAGUACGAUUCUGAAAAACAAGCCAGCGAUCCUGCAAAAGCCCCGAGAUCGACCGAACGCCGACGGAAAGCGCAUUCGGGCGCCUGCCUUUGACAGAGUGGAAAAGGCGCUGUACGCGUGGUUUUUGGAUAUUCGCGCUCGAAACCUUCCAGUUUCGGGCCCCAUGUUACAGCAGAAAGCAAAAGACUUUGCCUUUUUGCUCGACGUUCAAGAUUUUAGUGGCGGAUCCGGAUGGCUUCAACGGUUCAAGGAACGUUACGACAUCGUCGGCAAAGUUGUCGCCGGCGAGAGUCGAGCAGUCGACAAUGAAAGCGUCAAGAAGUGGAUCGCCGAAAACUGUCCAGCAAUUACGGAGCAGUACAGGCCCUGCGAUAUUUAUAAUACCGACGAAACCGCACUGUUUUGGCAGCUCCUACCCAGUCGGACCUUGGCACGACAAGAUCAAGGCAUCAUCCGUGCCUUCAAGCAAGGUUACAGGAAGCGUGUAGUGGAGCAGCUGCUCACCAAGCUGCGUGCGGGAAAAGAACUGAAGAUUGAUUUGUUGGGUGCUAUUGAAAUGCUUAGCCGUGCUUGGAGCGACAUCGCGCCUAACACAAUUAAGAAUUGUUUUCGCCACGCGGGACUGUACCUGGAUAACGACAGAGCAAGUACUGAAGAGGCAAUCGAGGUUACGGAUGACGACUUAAACGAGAUGUGGAGAGACCUCGGCCGUCUUCCCGACGCGGUCCCGGAUGGCGUGGAGCUGGAAGAUUUUCUCGGAGUGGAUGAUGAUGUCGCAGUGACCAGCAGUCCUUCAGACAACGAAAUUGUCGCCGAGGUCGUGGCGGCUUCAGCAAACGACGACGACGACGAGGCAGAGGACCCAGAGGCAUCUUGCCCGACGCUUCACGAGGCGCUUGCAGCGACGGAAGUGCUCCGUCGCUACUGUUCCCAGCUUCAGGGAAGUGGACUAAGUCUGGUAAACCAGCUAUCUCGCGUCGAGGACGAAAUUUUGAAGGACGCAGUAAAAGCGAAGACGCAGGCAAAAAUUACCAGCUUCUGUCGGUAA